CUUACAUAGCACAGAUGUCACUUGACGUACGUUUUCAAGCGCUACUUGCGAUUGAGCGAACGCGGUGACAAGUGUGUGGAUAUAUUUUUUAUUUUUUUUUUUUAUGAUUAUCGCUGGUCACUGAUCGGCACUUGUACGCGAUUAUGGCUUUCGUAUUCAGCGCUUCCGGCACUGUACAGAGGCUACAAAGGAUUUUCCAGAGAGCUUAUUCGGAUGCCAAAUAUCCUCAAAUCACAACUCAUUACACAGUAAUACCCAGGGAGACAGAUUCAAGAUGGAAAGAUGUAAAUAUGGAGAGGUAUGUGGACGAAACCGACAUUUUAAUUGUUGGUGGCGGACCAGCUGGAUUAUCGGCAGCUAUUCAGGCUCGUCGAUUGGCAGAGAAGUAUGGCAAGGAACUCAGAGUUACUCUUGUUGAAAAGGCAUCUACAAUCGGUGGACAUAUUCUUAGUGGUGCCUGUUUGGAUCCAAUUGCAAUGAAUGAGCUCUUUCCAAAUUGGAAAGAAUUAGGUGCACCGCUAAAUACUCCUGUUACGGAAGACAAAUUUGCAUUUCUUACGGAAAAGAAAAGAAUAUCUAUACCUAUUUUUAAAGGAAUGCCAAUGUAUAAUCAUGGAAAUUAUAUAGUAAGAUUAGGACACGUUGUGGCAUGGCUUGGUGAACAAGCAGAAGCUGCUGGGGUCGAAAUGUAUCCUGGUUACGCCGCAUCAGAAGUCCUAUAUCAUGAAGAUGGGUCAGUCAAAGGAGUAGCUACAAAUGAUGUUGGUAUUGCUAAAAAUGGUUCACCCAAAGAUGUAUUUGAACGGGGCAUGGAACUUCAUGCAAAAUGUACCAUAUUUGCAGAAGGCUGUCACGGUCAUCUGACAAAACAAUUGUCAAAGAAAUUGAAUCUUAGGAAAGAUUGUGAGCCGCAGACAUAUGGCAUUGGAUUAAAAGAGGUUUGGGAGAUAGAGCCAAGCAAACAUAAACCUGGAGCAGUUGAACAUACAGUUGGCUGGCCACUUAAUAGAAAUACAUAUGGCGGAUCAUUUUUAUAUCAUCUGAAUGAAGAAAUACCUCUAGUUGCUGUAGGCUUUGUUGUAGGAUUGGAUUAUACCAAUCCCUAUCUAUCUCCAUUCAAAGAGUUUCAGAGGUUUAAACAACAUCCCAGUAUUAGACCAACAUUUGAAGGAGGAAAAAGAAUAGCUUACGGUGCUAGAGCAUUAGUGGAAGGUGGAUUCCAAUCCAUUCCCAAGCUUCAAUUUCCUGGUGGUUGCCUUAUCGGAUGUACGGCAGGUUUUCUAAAUGUGCCCAAAAUUAAAGGAACUCAUAACGCUAUGAAAAGUGGCAUGUUGGCUGCAGAAAGCGUUGUUGAAGCGAUUAUAGACGCAGAAAAUAAUAUUUCAUCGACGAAAGGUUUAGAACCGAAAACAUAUACAAAUAAAAUAAAAAAUAGUUGGAUCUAUAAGGAACUGAAAGCUGUAAGAAACAUGAGGCCCAGUUUCCAUUCUUCUCUUGGACUUUACGGUGGCUUGAUGUAUUCAGGAUUUUCCAUGUUAAUGGGUGGAAAGGAGCCGUGGACUUUUUCCCAUGGAGGACCUGAUUAUAAGAAGCUGAAAUCUGCAGCUGAGUCGACGCCCAUAGAAUAUCCUAAACCGGAUAAUGAAGUGUCCUUCGAUCUUCUAUCAUCAGUGGCUCUAACCGGUACCAAUCACGAAGCUGAUCAACCAGCCCAUUUAACUUUAAUGGAUGAUACUAUUCCAGUGAAGAGAAAUCUAGUUGAAUUUGCUGGUCCGGAAGGGCGAUUUUGUCCUGCUGGUAAGUUAAUUUAUGCAUGAUUUAUUUUACUUUAGUAAAUACAUCAGUAGAAUACUAUUGUUGCUAUUAACAUUGUUUAUGAAUUCUACGCUGCAGAAUGUAGAUGCAUUAUCUUCUGACAAAUUACCUUAAUACCAAUGAUAAUAGAUUUAAAUUAAGAAAUUUUAUAGAUGUUUUUUUUUAAAUUUAUUUAUUCCUUUUUUUGUGUAAUGAAUGCAUAUGAAUUACGUGUUUGAACCAAAGAAGUCAAAUCCAGCUAAGAAAGUUUCUUCAAAAUAACCUAUUAAAACACAAUAACAAAAUAAACUAUUUUACUAAUUGAAUAGAUUUUAAUGAUAAAAAUUAUAUUCUCUUGCACGGAUACAUUUAGCGAGUUUAUUUCGCGAAAAAGUAUUGAUCUCUAAAAAGAACGGUUAGAUAUAAGAAAAUAUGUUUAUAUUUGUCUCACCAUUCUAUUUGUCUCAUUUGUUUAUUUAUUUUUAAUGAGCUUUUUACAUUCGGGAGCAUGUUUAAUUUUUUUUGGAUACUUAAGCUAAGCAUUGUUUACAUUGGAGAGCAUGUUUAAUUUCCUUUUGAAUACUAAAGCUAACUUUGCAGCAUUACAAUUUCUGAAGGAAGUAUAUUAAAUAAAAAAACAAUCUUUAAAAACUUUUGUGUUUCCAAGAAAUUAACUAAUAAUUACGUUAAUAAAUUUAUUAAUUACAAAAUAUAAAUGUAUUUCACAGUUAUCUCUUAUUUGUUUGUGCUUGAUUUGAAUUAGAUGUAUUUAAUAAAAUACAAGUAUUUGUUCCGCGCGAAUGCUAAAAGCGCUUAUUAAUUGAAAUCAAUUUACUCAAGAAUGUUUAAAAAGCUUAGGUUAUUGGUAUAAAUAGAAAAAUUCAAUACAUUAUGAUGAAAAAAUAAAUUUACUGCAUUGCGAAGUUUGUUCCGCGUAAUUUUAUACUCUACUACUUUUAUUUCAUUUCAUUUUUUAAUAUUGAAUAGACACAAAAAAUUUUAAAGUAAUUUUUUUGAAUUUUUUCCGGUAGACAAAUUGCUUGCUAUGUAUCCAUUGAAAAAAGGUGAAGUCCGUUUUAGGAUCUGUUAUUAAAAUUUGUUGAGGUAAACAUAAAAUUUAUUAUAUUUGCAAUGAAUCUAUUUAGCUUUCAACAUUUUUAUUUCUUACGUACAUAUAUGAUUUUAUCAAAUAUUCGUGUAAAGUCGUGUAUGCAUGUAAGAAGUAAAAAAGUUGAAAGCUAAAUAGAUUUAUUACAAUUAUAAUAAGUUUUACGUUUAACUCAGCGAAAAGCGAAUUUAUAUUAAUAUGUUUAAUAAAACAUAUAACUAAUAUAAAUUCUCUUGUUCGCGAAAAUCUCUUUUAUGUAAAAUUAUUCGGCAUUUUAAGAAUAUUACGAAGCGAUCAAUUUUGUCCGCGAUAAAUUUCCGCAGUCUGCAGGCAAUCCAGCUCCUUCCUCUUCCGCCCUCAAACCAUGUCUCCGUCCCCUCCCUUUUUCCAGUCUUGUCGGGGGUUUAUCGACCGUUGUGUCCUUGAACCUGAGCCACCCGGACAACCCCCGCAUGGCUAGACAACCCCGGACCAAGCUCAAUCCCCAAAAUCGAACAGCGCUCUGUAGCUCCGGCCAACAACCUUGCCGCCGAUUUAUCCUUUCUCUCUUUGUUCUUUGACAAUUUCUAUCAUUGAUCCUGUAAUAUAUCAUUAAUAAUGAAAGGUGUUUCGAUUUAUUCAUAGAAUUAGUCAUUGAUCUUUUAAAAUUUGUAGUAUAUUAUCAUAACAUGGAUGUAAUUUCUCAUAUUACAUAUAAGUUGCCUUAUGUACGCAACGCAAAAAUAAUUUUGCUGAAUUAAAGAAGUUUAUUCUCUUUUCAUAAGACAUAUUUAAUAAAAGAGAAUAAACAUACCUUUAGUUCAGGAAAAUUAUUUCUGCGUCACAUACAUAAUGCAACUCUAAUUAUCAUUAAAUUUAAUAAUAUUAUAUAAUUAUACUACGGAAAAUUGUCGAGCUGUUGUUGCUGCAAUACGAGAAAUUCAAAGCCAGUACUACAUUCACAGUACAAAAACUGGGAUUGAAUUAGAGAUAUAUAAUAAGAAACGCAAGGAUCGUCAUUGCUACGAGAAAUUACAUUAGUAUGUUUGUAUAGACAGCGAU
Formica exsecta is the source of this 3943-nucleotide messenger RNA. Its product is annotated as electron transfer flavoprotein-ubiquinone oxidoreductase, mitochondrial-like. Gene Ontology annotation, biological process: electron transport chain. Lineage: Eukaryota; Metazoa; Arthropoda; Insecta; Hymenoptera; Formicidae. Gene Ontology annotation, cellular component: mitochondrial inner membrane. The record is from RefSeq and is a predicted model, not a curated record. The transcript has 7 exons. Gene Ontology annotation, molecular function: iron-sulfur cluster binding; electron-transferring-flavoprotein dehydrogenase activity. Bases 144 to 1817 code for a protein of 557 amino acids.